UAUUAUGUGUAGAGGAGCAUUUUGCCUCUGCCAGACUCUUUCUUCUGUGUAGAUUAGUGUUUGAGAAAAGAGGCAUAUAAUAUAUUGCAUAGCCAUUAUUAUAGCAAAAACUGAGAUACAUAUAUAUAUUUAUACAUAUGUGAAGAAUGAGAAGACCUUGUUGUGAUAGAGAUGGGAUGAACAAGGGAGCAUGGUCGAAGCACGAAGACCAAAAGCUGAUUGAUUAUAUCACAACUCACGGCGAAGGAAGUUGGCGGUCUCUCCCCAAGGCUGCAGGUCUGCACCGGUGUGGCAAAAGUUGCAGGCUAAGAUGGAUUAACUAUCUUAGACCAGACAUCAAACGGGGAAACUUUGGCCAAGACGAAGAGGAUCUCAUUACCAAGCUUCACGCCCUACUUGGCAAUCGGUGGUCUCUAAUUGCUGGAAGGUUACCAGGGAGGACGGAUAACGAGGUGAAGAACUAUUGGAAUUCACACUUGCGAAAGAAGCUCAUAAAAUUAGGAAUUGAUCCAAAUAAUCAUAGGGUCAACCAAAAUCACGGUGCUACUCAUCCUCAAACUACUCAUCAUAAUGACCAUAAUGUUAUUUCUGGCUCAAUCAACGGCCAUGGCACGACCUCAGAUGCGGCGAGUUGUCUUGAAGAAUAUGAAACAUCUGCAGCUGCCUCUUCUGAUCAUCAUCACCUAAAUCUUGAUCUUACCAUUGCCUUUCCUUUUUCUGAUCAUUACGAGCAUGGUCAUGACCAUCGGCUUAUAGAGAUUGAACCACAAAAUAACGAGCCCUUCAAGGCAAAGGAUAAGAUUAUGGAAGUUAGUACUAAUAAUAUUUACACUACUUUUCCUACUCUUAUCCUUUUUAGAUAAUUAACUAAUCACUCCAUAAUUAGCUAUAUAUUAAAUCAAAUGAUAUGGAAUUAUUAUCUCCGGGGUAGCCAAUGCUACCUCUAGAGAAAUUAGGAAAAAAUAAAGAUUUGCUUGGCCACUAAGUACUCUUUUGUUUUGUUUUGUUUUGUUAGUUAUUAUUUUUUUAUGUAUAAAAUGUAUAUCUUGAAAACAUUAUUGGAACAUUAUCUUUAUCCGUCAUUAUUAUCAUUUUAGAAGAGCAAAAGAGAAUAAUUAAUGUUGUCUAAACAAGCCCUAGGAUUCCCUUAAAAAAAAAAUACCCUAGGAAAGCUCUUUUGUAUCUAGUUUUGUCUACCUCUUCUUGACCUCCCAGAAACAAGAUUAUAAAUUGGAGAAAGAAAAGGGAAGUACGUACUGGUCAUUUUAUUGGGUAGGCAGCUUUUUGUAUUGUGGAUCAGAAAAUGAUGGUUCGAUCGAGAUCAUCAUCAGAAGAAUAGUAGAUAUGAAGUUUGUGCACAUGGUGAUAUAUGACAACGACUGAUAUGUAGAUACAAAUUAUUAUUUUCAUAUAUAUUAUAUAUGAUGCUACUUAAUUAGUAGAUGUUGAGAAAGAAUAAAUGUGCUUAUAUUUUCUUCUAAAUUUGAAUGAUUAUAUUAUAUCUAAAUCUGGCCAGGAAUCCUAUCCCGCGUUCGGGCUAAGAAAAAUGUAUGUAUAUACAUAGGCGACAGAUGUAAUUUCUCAUAAAAAGAGAUACUGAAACCGCUUUUAAUUUAAGUCAUCCAGUUAGAAUACAUUGUUGAUCGGAUGGUAGAUACUAAUUUGAAUUGAUUAAUAAUAUUUUUAAUUAUGUAUUUUAA
Messenger RNA from Humulus lupulus (European hop), 1700 nucleotides. Its product is annotated as transcription factor MYB8-like. Bases 147 to 863 code for a protein of 238 amino acids. Lineage: Eukaryota; Viridiplantae; Streptophyta; Magnoliopsida; Rosales; Cannabaceae. The record is from RefSeq and is a predicted model, not a curated record. The transcript has 3 exons.